UAAUCCUGUUUAUUUUGUCCUGAGUGGCACAGACGAGCAUUGGCCACAGCGAUACAAAAUCACAUGUAUUCGCUUUAAGACCCAAGCGGACGUCACAGCUAGGAGCACAUCGUCCACUAUGGAAACUUUAGCCGUCAUUUAAUUGCCGGCAGAAUAUUAUAACAACGGUGGGAUUCAAGCCGCAAACUGUGGGUUUUGGGCAAACGAGGUGAAGGUUUUUCGUUUGACCGGGCAACAGUUUAGAAAAUGUACAAGACACAAAACAAAGAUCUUGGCGAGACUGCACGCAUGCGUACUCUAAGCGGUUGCCCUCUUUGUGGUUGCUCGCCAUAACAUCCAGUCAGCUGCUCGUACAGAAACCUGUUCAUUCCCACCUCAUACGCUGAAGACAGAAUGCCGAUCAUAAGCAAUGCCAACCACGACUUCAGCACCUACUCGAUAAGCACUGAUGACAGUAGCCUCGACCGAUUCUUCACUGAGAUCCCCGAGACAGAGACCAUCAAGGGAGUAUAUUUUCAGCAGGCCCAGUUACUGCGUGACCCCAAGGCCUCUUAUGUGGUUGAUCACACUCUUCAGGUUCUCAUCAACGUCGGGGGCAAUCGAUACACCUUCCCCUGGAGCACGUUGGAGAAAUUUCCCCAGAGUCGCCUGGGACGCCUGCGCUUCUGCACCACGCCGGAAGAGAUCGCGCACCUCUGUGACGACUAUGACGAGACAUGCAAGGAAUACUUUUUUGACCGCAACCCGACUGCUUUCCGGGUCAUCCUUAACUUCCUUGCAGCGGGAAAGCUGCGUCUGCUGCGGGAACUGUGCGCCGUAUCCCUGCACGACGAGCUCGACUACUGGGGCGUCGAUCCGGGUCAUAUGGAGCGGUGCUGCCGCCGUCGCAUGAUCACCCGUGUGGACGAGGUGGCAGAGCGAGACCGCAAGGAAGAGGAGUGGAGACAAAAGAGGAUGAUUCUGAAGAAAAGCCCAGCAGAAAUGGAGAGAGGCUACCGCAAGCUGAUCUGGAUGCUACGUGAAGUGGUGGAAAACCCUCACUCUGGGCUGGCGGGGAAGAUAUUUGCCUGCCUCUCGGUCAUCAUGGUGCUUGUCACUGUGAUCAGCCUGUGUAUCAGCACCAUGCCAGAUCUCAGAGAUGAAGAAACUAGGGGCGAGUGCUCCCAGAAGUGCCGCAGCAUGUUUGUGGUGGAAUCCAUCUGCGUAGCCUGGUUCACUUUAGAAUUUAUGCUGCGAUUCAUAAACGCCCAGAGCAAGCUGGCCUUUGCUCGUGGUCCCCUCAACAUAAUAGAUGCUAUCGCCAUCCUGCCAUACUACGUGUCCCUGGUGGUGGAUGUCGGAGAUGAUUCUCGGGAGGAAGCCAUCAUGGGAGCUGGCAGAGGCUACCUGGACAAAUUAAGUCUCAUUCUUCGCCUCCUGCGAGCACUGCGCAUCCUGUAUGUGAUGAGGCUGGCGCGUCACUCCUUAGGCCUGCAGACACUGGGACUGACCAUGCAACGGAGCAUGAGGGAGUUUGGCCUCUUGCUGCUGUUUGUGUGCGUGGCCGUCACUCUCUACUCACCCUUGGUGCACCUUGCAGAGAGCGAGCUCGCGCCGUACGCUGCCACUCAUCCACAACACAGCUUCAGCAGCAUUCCGGCUACGUACUGGUGGGCAAUCAUCUCUAUGACAACAGUCGGCUAUGGAGACAUGGUUCCGCGCAGCAUACCCGGACAGAUGGUGGCAUUGACUAGUAUCCUGAGUGGAAUACUCAUCAUGGCCUUUCCAGCCACUUCAAUCUUCCAUACCUUCUCUCGCUCCUAUCAGGAAUUAAAGCAGGACUAUGAGAGGAUUUCCAAGGAGGAGCGAGGCGAGGAAAUGGCAGAGGAGUUGGAGCAGAGGGGCUCCAGAGCAAAUAAGCUCACAUCUCUUUGCACAGUUGGUCACAUCGAUGGAGGGACAGACAGAGAUAAUAACGCUACUCUUCCAUGUACAGCUUUCUAGGAACCUAAGGAGGGGAACGAUUUAAAAAAAGGUUGCAGUUGUUUUGA
Nerophis lumbriciformis (worm pipefish) is the source of this 2030-nucleotide messenger RNA. Its product is annotated as voltage-gated potassium channel regulatory subunit KCNG4-like. NCBI's taxonomy places the organism in Eukaryota, Metazoa, Chordata, Actinopteri, Syngnathiformes, Syngnathidae. The record is from RefSeq and is a predicted model, not a curated record. Gene Ontology annotation, cellular component: membrane; voltage-gated potassium channel complex. Gene Ontology annotation, biological process: potassium ion transmembrane transport; protein homooligomerization; action potential. Gene Ontology annotation, molecular function: protein binding; delayed rectifier potassium channel activity.